This is a messenger RNA of Colletotrichum destructivum, 1457 nucleotides long. Its product is annotated as Putative SNARE-complex protein Syntaxin-18. NCBI's taxonomy places the organism in Eukaryota, Fungi, Ascomycota, Sordariomycetes, Glomerellales, Glomerellaceae. Gene Ontology annotation, cellular component: SNARE complex; endoplasmic reticulum. Bases 151 to 1224 code for a protein of 357 amino acids. The transcript has 3 exons. The record is from RefSeq and is a predicted model, not a curated record. Gene Ontology annotation, biological process: retrograde vesicle-mediated transport, Golgi to endoplasmic reticulum.
UUCAAUGUGGAAUGGCCACCGACUUGUACGACAAACCAUUGCUGCUCUGACAUACCUGCAGACACGCGAGUAGCAUGUUCACCGAUAUAAGGUGACGAAUCCCACAAUUGAUUGCACACUCGAGUGCUGCAACCGCCGACGUGUACCAGAAUGGACAUCACGCCAGUGUUCAAUGAGCUGCUGCGGAAGCGCAACGCACCCAUCGUCACGGAGAAGAAGAUCAGCCUCGAAACGAUUGAUGGUUUCCUCAAAGAGGCGUACAGAAUAAACCACCAUAUAACGAGCCUCCACAACGAGCUCAAAGAUGUCCGACAGGCCUACCUCUCAACGGCGCAGCCGCGCAAGACGCACAUUCGACCGGGGAGUAACGGAAGUCAGCCCCGCCAUCUCACCGACCGCGACCGUGAAGAGGUGGACGCCAACGCGAAGCAGAUGCUGCGGGAGUUGAACGCCAGCAUCACGGCGCUCCGGGACGCCGAGGUGCUCCGCCGCGAGACCGAGACGGCCGUCAUCCGCAAGAAAUUCGUCCGGGGCCUGGGCGCGCUCGGCGCAUGGGCGGCCGGCGCAGCUGCGGGAGGCGGCGCCGGCGCAUCGAACGACAGCGGCAAGACGGCGGAGCACCUGGCGGCGGAGGCCAAGGCACGGACGAUCGAGCAGCACCGCGACGAGGUGAUCCAGUCGCUGAGGAGGGGCCUGCAACUGUGCGGGCGCACACAGCAGGACAUGAUGGAGGUGCGGCUGACGAGGGAGAUGGAGAAGAAUCGGAGCGUGCUGGCAAAGGCCGGGGGCGGCAGCGCGAUGCCGGAGCUCGGAGGAUUCUAUGAGUCGAUGAGCAAGAGCGCAGCGAAGGCUGGGCUGCCGCUGGACGAGGGCAGCAGAUCGUACAAGCCGCAAGAGGAGCUCACUGAGGAGCAGAUCCAGAUGUUCGAAAAGGGGAACCAGGACAUGCUACAGCAUUACAACAGCACGUUGGACAAAGUCAGGACGGCGGAGAAGUCGCUGCUCGAGAUUGCGGAGCUGCAGACGCUGCUGGUGGGUAACCUGGCAACGCAGUCGGCGCACAUUGAGCAGCUCGUGGCGGACUCGGAGAACAUCACGCAGGACGUCGGGGGCGGGAACAAGCAGCUCAAGAAGGCGGCCCAGCGGCCCAGCGCGGCGCGGUACACGUUCUUCGCGUCGGCGGGGCUGUGCGCGUUUCUGAUCCUCUGGGACUUGGUUAUAUAGACAGAAAGAAGUCGAUGGCAGUCUAUCCAUGGCCGGGCAUGUAUUAAAUUGGCAUGGCCUUGGUGAGAGAGUGACCAGGCGAUAUUGUGGCGGGCAAAGUUUAGCGAAGGGUGCAACAGCAUGCACGUCGCGGCAAGGAAGAAUCGCAUCGAAUGAACAGUGGCCUUGACAGUCUCUCUUUUCAUAUGCCCAAGUCUUACAUCCGAGAUGGCUUACCGAACUUCUUGAAAGUU